GGCGGCCCCGACGUCCUGCGGGGCGUGUCGUUCCGCGUCGCCGCGGGCGAGUGCUUCGGGCUCCUGGGCUGCAACGGCGCGGGCAAGUCGACGAUCAUCUCGUCCGCGCUCGGCUUCCUCGCGCCGCGGGCGGGCGCCGUCGCCCUCGACGGUCGCAGCGUCGGGGUCGUCCCGCAGGCCGACGCGCUCUUCGACGAUCUCGAUUGCCGGGCGCACGUCGACGCGCUGGCGGCGCUCCGGGGCUUCGCCGGCGGCCGGAGCGCGCUCGUCGACGGCGUCCUCGACGCGCUCGCGCUGCCGGAACACGGCAGGGCGUCGACGCUGAGCGGCGGCACGCGGCGGCGGCUGAGCGUCGCGCUCGCUCUCGUCGGCGACCCGCGCGUGGUCCUGCUGGACGAGCCGUCGAACGGCCUCGACCCGCGCGCGCGCCGCGACCUCUGGAACGUCGUCCGCGCGACGCGCGCGCGGCGCGCGGUCGUGCUCACGACGCACGACAUGGGCGAGGUCGAGGCGCUCUGCGACCGCGCGGCCGUCCUCGUCGCCGGCGCCUUCGAGGCCCUCGGGACCGUCGCGGGCCUCAAGGACGCGCUCGGCGACACCUACGACGUCACGGCGACGUCGACGGGCGCGGCGGACGAC
This is a messenger RNA of Aureococcus anophagefferens, 639 nucleotides long. RefSeq lists its product as hypothetical. The record is from RefSeq and is a predicted model, not a curated record. Gene Ontology annotation, biological process: lipid transport; transmembrane transport. Lineage: Eukaryota; Pelagophyceae; Pelagomonadales; Pelagomonadaceae. The annotation marks the transcript as partial. The transcript has a single exon. Gene Ontology annotation, cellular component: membrane; intracellular membrane-bounded organelle. Gene Ontology annotation, molecular function: ATP hydrolysis activity; ATP binding; lipid carrier activity.